AUGAGGAGCCCAUUCCAAUAUGCUGGCUUGGUUCUUAUCAUCUUUGGAAUACUAAGCAUAUUCUCUGGGAUCUUUGCUUUCUUUCCAGUAUUUUCCUACAAGAUUUGGUUCACUGGAUGGAGUGCCUGGAUCGCUUGUCCCAUCUGGAAUGGAGCUUUGGUAGUUACUGUUGGUAUUCUUGUCCUCUGGGCUCACAAAAAGCAGACACAAAGAUCUCUGUGGGAAGCUGGUUUCACCUUUGCCAUCUUGAGUGUCAUUGGAUGCCCACUUCAAAUGGUAAUUGCCAUACAAUCUGCUCUUCUGGGGCCAUAUUGCUACUACUCAUUCUCAGGAAUUGCUGGAACCAAUUAUCUCGGUUAUGCAGUGAUGUUUCCUUUUCCGUAUAUGAGAUACCCAUCAAUAUGUGUGGAUCCGCCCCACUAUGAAGAGUACCACCUGAUUCUACAAACCCUCGACCUGGCUUCCGGUUUGGCCAUGCUCUGCACAUCUCUUACUGUGCUGGUCAAGCUUUCCUUGAGGCUCUUACGGUUUGGAGACUUAAAUGUAAGUUCUCAGAAACAAUGA
This is a messenger RNA of Trichosurus vulpecula (common brushtail), 564 nucleotides long. RefSeq names its product transmembrane protein 212 (gene TMEM212). Lineage: Eukaryota; Metazoa; Chordata; Mammalia; Diprotodontia; Phalangeridae. The record is from RefSeq and is a predicted model, not a curated record. The coding region runs from base 1 to 564 and encodes 187 amino acids. The transcript has 3 exons.